This is a messenger RNA of Aethina tumida (small hive beetle), 681 nucleotides long. Its product is annotated as odorant receptor Or2-like. The coding region runs from base 24 to 569 and encodes 181 amino acids. The record is from RefSeq and is a predicted model, not a curated record. Lineage: Eukaryota; Metazoa; Arthropoda; Insecta; Coleoptera; Nitidulidae. Gene Ontology annotation, cellular component: plasma membrane. Gene Ontology annotation, molecular function: olfactory receptor activity; odorant binding. The transcript has 5 exons. Gene Ontology annotation, biological process: detection of chemical stimulus involved in sensory perception of smell; sensory perception of smell.
CCGCUGUUUUUUUCAUAACUUGUAUGAAUUUUAUUUGUAGUCAGUUAAAAACUUUACAGCACAAGAUAAAGAUUCUGGACACUACAAUGCAUAAACCUAAACGAGAUGUCACAAAUAACUUACGUUCUUUGAUCAUCGAUCACCAAACUAUUAUUGAAUAUACACAACAGUAUAAUUGCGAUGUUAAUAUAAUUUUAUUAAUAGAUUUUAUAUUACUUUCACUGCAAAUCGCUUCAAUAAUGUUUCAGCUAAUCACAACGGAUUUAAGCAUUAUGGUUGUUUUUUUAAUGUCUUUAUUCGGAUUGAUGGUCAUGCAAAUAUUCUGUUACUCGUGGUAUGCCAACGAAAUUAUGCAACAGAGUCUAGGCAUUGCAGAUGCAAUUGCCGAACACAAUUGGUACGAGCAAGAUGUUUCUAUCAGGAAGACGCUCUUGAUGAUGAUGAUGCGAGCGCAGAAACCCUUAACUUUGACAGUCGGCCCAUUUUAUGCCAUGACUAAUAGCACCUCCAUAACGGUUUUGAAGGCAGCGUAUUCAUAUGUAGCUUUGAUGACUAGAAAGAGAGAAUAGGUGUUAUUAUACGUCUAUUUAUUUAAUGAAUUAAUAUUAAACACAAAUACACUUUUUGUUGCAUGAACGUGCCCAAUAUGAAUAUCACAAAAUACACAAAUGAUAUUGUAGA